Messenger RNA from Rhizoctonia solani, 267 nucleotides. RefSeq lists its product as uncharacterized. Lineage: Eukaryota; Fungi; Basidiomycota; Agaricomycetes; Cantharellales; Ceratobasidiaceae. The record is from RefSeq and is a predicted model, not a curated record. Bases 1 to 267 code for a protein of 88 amino acids. The transcript is spliced from 3 exons.
AUGUCUUCUAAUCAUAUCUGGAAACUUCGACCCGACCCUACCAAGAACAACUGGCUCGAGAAGCUUUACGAAUGGCGCGACCGUUUCGGGGAUCUGUCGAGUGGGAAAUCACCAUGUCCAAGAACGAGAAUAACAAUCUUCCAUACGGCAGUUCCAAUAAUUCGAGGUAUCCGGAUGGCUGACUGUACUGGUUCUGGGUCCUCAAAGAAGGCCGCUAUGAACGAGGCUUCCCAGAAGUUGAGCGAUCAGGACAAACUGACGCGUUGA